Dicentrarchus labrax (European seabass) is the source of this 3810-nucleotide messenger RNA. Its product is annotated as substance-P receptor-like. The coding region runs from base 233 to 1459 and encodes 408 amino acids. Gene Ontology annotation, molecular function: substance P receptor activity. The record is from RefSeq and is a predicted model, not a curated record. Gene Ontology annotation, cellular component: plasma membrane; sperm midpiece. The transcript is spliced from 7 exons. NCBI's taxonomy places the organism in Eukaryota, Metazoa, Chordata, Actinopteri, Moronidae. Gene Ontology annotation, biological process: positive regulation of flagellated sperm motility; G protein-coupled receptor signaling pathway.
CCUGGAGAACGUGAAUGGUUGGUGAGCCGCGUCGUGCGUUUUGGUGCGGUGAUGUCCUCGGGGGCGCACGGUGCGUAAAGACAAGCUCCGCCGCAGAAAAUGUGGGAAUUGCGCUUUUUACGAAUUCACUGCUCAUUUUCCUCCUAGAGACAGAGAGCAGAAAGAGAGAGUCACGGGACAAUCAUCUAUUUUUAACACCCAGCAACUACCCAAACACGCCGAUGCCCAGAAGAUGGACCCUCUCUACAACGGCACCGAUGUUAACGCCACCAACGAGACAAACGUGUCCGUGAACGGCAGCGACGGCUUCAACCAGUUCAUCCAGCCGGUGUGGCAGAUCACACUCUGGGCUGUCGCCUACUGCAGCAUCGUUGCGGUGUCUGUGGUUGGUAACAUGGUGGUCAUCUGGAUUAUUCUGGCGCACAAACGCAUGAGGACGGUCACCAAUUACUUUCUGGUGAACCUGGCCUUUGCUGAAGCCGGGAUGUCAGCAUUCAACACAGUGAUCAACUUCACCUACGCCGUUCACAACGAGUGGUACUUUGGUUUGGUUUACUGCCGCUUCCACAACUUCUUCCCCAUCGCCGCCAUAUUUGCCAGCAUUUACUCCAUGACGGCCAUAGCUCUGGACAGAUACAUGGCGAUCAUCCAUCCCCUGCAGCAGAGGCUGACGUCCACAGAGACCCGUGUGGUGAUCUUUGUGAUCUGGAUGCUGGCUCUGCUUCUAGCCUUCCCUCAGUACUACUACUCAGAAACUGCCCUGCUGCCUGGACGCACAGUCUGCUACAUAGACUGGCCCGAAUACACCACUGUGGACUUUAAGAAGAUAUACUACGUGUGCGUGACACUGCUGAUCUACUUCCUGCCCCUUUGCAUUAUGGGAUGUGCGUACACGACUGUGGGCGUCACCCUCUGGGCGAGUGAGAUCCCCGGGGACUCCUCUGACCACUACAAAGAACAGCUCAUCGCUAAACGCAAGGUGGUGAAGAUGAUGAUCGUGGUUGUGUGUACGUUCGCUGUCUGCUGGCUGCCCUACCACGUCUACUUCUUGCUGCACCAGUUCUUCCCAGAUCUGUUCGAGCAGCGCUACAUCCAACAGGUCUACCUGGCGAUCAUGUGGCUGGCCAUGAGCUCCACCAUGUACAACCCAAUCAUCUACUACUGCCUCAACAGCAGGUUCAGAGCAGGUUUCCAGCAGGUGUUUUGCUGCUGCGCUCCCACAGUCGCCAAGGAGGAGCUAGAGCUCAAAUCACCGCGCUACCUGCAGACACAGGUGAGCAUAUAUCGAGCCAGUCGGAUGGAGACCGUUGUGUCCACUGCAGUUCAUCCUGCAGCGACGGAGCACAGGAGGGCCCAGCUGCCGUCCUGCGUCCCUCACGGCCAGCCUCGUGCGGAGGUCACGUCCAACGGCUCAGGCUCGGAGACGUUAACCAAGAGCCCCAACAAUACUUCGCAGUAGAGUAAACACCAUCAGGUGGCGCGGGAACAAAGUGUUGAUGGGCGAAGAGCAGCCUGCUGUCGGCUCGCUCUCACUGUAGUGAAGAGGAAGUCGUGCUCAGGCGCUCAGUUGUUCCAGUCGAGUGCAUUAUUUAGCCUGUGAUUUGUUGUUCUAGCCAGACAAGUGCAUUAAUACCUAACGGAUGCCUACAUCGUCUGUGGGAGACUGAAAACCGGUGGUGGAAAGCAACAACUUAAGUACAUUUACACAAGUACUGUACUUGCAGGUACUUCAAGUACAAGUAUUUACAUUUUAUGCCAUUUUGUGCUUCUACUUCUACAUUUUGGAAGGGAAAUAUUGUACUUUUUACUUCACUACAUUUAUCUGACCGCUAUCAUACACACCUGUUAAAAAAAGCAGUGUCUUGUAAUUUAAAUAAUUUAGUCACAUGAUCAAUCAGCAACUCUGGUUUGGUGGAAAUAAAUCCUUAAUUCACCGACGUAGAUGAUAAAAACAGCAGUUUCAGUCAGAGCAGACCGGCUAUGGAAACAAACCACAGAAGCUGUGAUACAACACAGGCAGAGGGAGGGUAGUUGUUUGCUGCUAUAUUAAUGUUUGUAUAUUUUGCAGAUAAUACGUACAUACUUUUACUUAAAUACACUUUUAAAUGCAGAACUUUUACUUGUUUUUUUUACAUUGUUGUAUUUUUACUUAAAAAAACUCUCAUUUUGUGCUGAUUCUGGCGACCCCUGUGGACAAAAGCAGUAGUUUUUCUACCGCCUUGUUUCAUUGAUUUCAAGGGGAAUCCGACCCAGUGGCAGGCGUUAAGAAUAACUAUAGAAAUAUCUGAUCUUCUCACUGUUGGUCUGUUUUUAUAGGUCAUACAGAGGCAUCAGUGUUAAACACUGUUUGAUAACCAGUCAAAAACUCCUUGUUGUACAUUUGAGUAAAGCUUUUCAGUACUUCGUCCACCACUGGUGAAAACAUACAAUCGUGUCUGAACUGUUGGAACCUCAGAGGCCUGACACACGCAGUAGAAACGCUACAGUCCACCUCACACUGGUCCAUUUCAUCAUUCAGCGUGUGUGGGCUCCAACACUCGACCUCCAGCAUUCCCCGGCUGGUUUUGGAAAGCGUGACCCUUCGGCCUCCCCUGGCAACAGUGUCACGCCGAGUGGAGUUUGUGACGCUGUUGUUUGUGUGGAAACAGGCAGACAGAUUCAGUGUGUGUGUGUGUGUGUGUGUGUGUGUGUGUGUGUGUGUGUGUGUGUGUGUGUGUAUGGGGGGGGAUCUAGCACCUGUUGGACAGGAUUAGCCCCUUGUUUUGACAAUGUGUAGAGCAGGGUUCAGUCUGCAGCAGGCAGGUCACAGGGCAGCUAUAUAUAGAGGAUGGGACCGGGAAAUGGAGACACAUAUAGAGGGAUUGAUAGAGAAAAGAGCUGGGGACUGGGGGAAGUGGGAAGACCAGGGUAUGUCACUGGUGAGGAAUGAUGCUAUUUGAGCCUCGCAGACAACAGCUGCACUAAUUCAGUCAAACAACAGUUUACUGGGCCGGUUUACCUGUUUAACAGCUUGUCAUGUGAGUGCAUUCAGAAUGUGUGAGGACCAAACAUUAUCACGUGGUACACGGACAUUUAGACAGACAUAGUACGUUAAAUGCAGAAGGCCAGGAUGUCCUGCAGGAUGCUUUUUCUGGCUGUUCUGACCCACAAUCCUCAGCGAAAGAUACAGAUGACAUUCGUGUAUUCAAGUGUAAAAAUAUAGUUAAAGAUUGCGUGCAACGAACUGCAACUAAUGUAUGAGCAAGAGGGUCAAAGACAGUUGAGCAAACCUCGGUCAACUUCCUGCUUUCCUGUAUUGAUAUGCUAUAUGCUAUGCUAAUCUUCCCUUUUUUAGGAAGGGUCAGUUGUGGAUAUAUUACACGCAGCAGUACGUACUUUGUAUUUGCAACUGCAGUAAAUACUAAAAGUAAAAUGUAUGUAUGUGAAUUGAAACGCAGCUUCAGUCUUUUAACUUCCUGUCCAUACAGGAAGUGUGGAUGUUUUGUGUUGUGUACGUCGACAGCUUUGAUCUGAUGUCUGAUCAGUUUUAUAAUCUAACGUCCAGCUGAAGGAGCAACGGAGCUGCAGGAACAUGAGAGACAGUUCUCCUGCACAGCUCUGGGAUCAGCUGCUCAUCUUACUGUUAUAAUAAUAGUUGUGGUGAUUUAUAACAAUGUCACAACACAAGUUCUCUGAUUCAACAUUCAAAACAUGUGUAAACAUCUGGUUAGCUACACUAAACAGUCUGGUUCUCUGUGACUGGCUUAUUAUUGUGUAAAAAGCUGAUUAUUCCAAAUUAUAUUAUCAAUAAAAUAUAUAUAAUAUCACAUA